Penicillium nucicola is the source of this 1122-nucleotide messenger RNA. RefSeq names its product phosphotransferase family protein. Lineage: Eukaryota; Fungi; Ascomycota; Eurotiomycetes; Eurotiales; Aspergillaceae. The record is from RefSeq and is a predicted model, not a curated record. Bases 1 to 1122 code for a protein of 373 amino acids. The transcript has a single exon.
AUGAUGGGCAACCAGAAUUGUCACGCCGAGAUCAUGUUUGAUGAUGGUGUCAAAUGGCUCGCACGCUUCCGUCUUACCAGGACUUCAACACCACCCCGUCAAGUCUGUGAUUGUAUUCUUCAAAGUGAAGCAGCUACUAUGACCUAUCUUCAGCGAAAUACUCAGAUUCCAUCACCCAGAAUAUUCGAUUGGGCGUGUGAAUCCAGCCCAGGGAAUGCACUUGGAGUUGACUAUAUCAUGAUGGAAAAGCUGGACGGAAAGCCUCUGAAUUGGCAAGGGGCGACCCUACAGCAAAAAGAGAAAGUGAUGCAGCAGCUAGUGGAAAUUCUUCUCGAAAUUGAGAAGCAUCCCUUCAAAUCGAUAGGAUCGCCCAUCUUGGUAGAAGAUGAAAUCCAAAUUCAAGGACUUACCUAUCCAUCAACUUUCCAAGCGGGAAAGGGUAGGCUCGGUCCGUUCCCUUCUGCGCUAGAAUGGAUACAAGCCACGCUGAAAGCCUAUCUCACGAUGAUAGCUAGCGGUGAGAUUGACCCCUGCUGCCCGAUUGAAACCUACCUUGUCCACCGGUUCCGUCAAGAGAUUAUCGACUCUCUCUUAACCGACAUCCCAGCAGACGAGCAAUUCUUCCUCAAGCACCCGGACGAUAAAGGCGACCAUAUCUUGGUCAAUGAAUCUUUCGAUAUUGUGGGAAUUAUUGAUUGGGAAUGGACUCAGACCGUCACCAAAGCCGAGGCGUUCUCUUCCCCGUGUAUGAUGUGGCCAGUAGGCGCAUUCUACGAUGGCUUCAACGAGCUAGCUGUGGAUGAGCUACGACUGGCUGAUAUCUUUCGCGAGAGAGGUCGUAAGGAUCUUGCAGACUAUGUUAUAAAGUGCAGAAAGCUUCAGAGAUUCUUCUUUGCUCUUGGGGUUGAGGGGUCCUUUCUAGAUGCGGAUACACUUCCACCCCUGUUUACGGGGCUUCGACGGGCUUUCGAAUUUGAAGACGAAGGGUGGGAGGCCUGGAAGAGUAAGGCUCUUAUUCAAUGGAAAGAUGAUAAAAUGCUCCUCGAUUUGAUAGCCAGAAAUGGGCCGAGAUGUGGAGGAACGAGCCGCCCAGUGGAGCCGUGGACGGCGAAGACGCCGUAA